UUGAGUGAAAGAGCAAGGAAGACUGUCGCAUUCGCAACCGGGGGUGCUCAUCUCACCCAUCGAUCUCAAGGUUUGUUGAGCGUUCAGGAGAGUUCCAUGUCUUAACAGGAAGAAGUGCGAGGCCUCUGGAUCAUCAUAGUUUAGAAAAUAUAUUUUAAUUCGUCAGAAUGGCUGCGAAUAUGUACCGGGUUGGAGACUAUGUGUACUUUGAGACAUCGUCUACGUCACCAUAUCAGAUUAGACGAAUAGAAGAACUAAACAAGACACCAAAUGGCAAUGUGGAGGCCAAAGUCAUGUGUUUCUACAGGCGGAGAGACAUUUCCAACUCUCUUAUCAUGUUGGCAGAUAAACACCAAAGUACACUUGAAGAUGACCAAGAAAUGGAGGAAAAUGAUGAUGUAUCAGAGCAGCAAAGGCAUCAGCUCAAGCACAGAGAACUCUUUUUAUCAAGACAAGUGGAGACAUUACCUGCCACGCAUAUACGAGGAAAGAGUACAGUAACUUUAUUGAAUGAAACAGAGCUGCUAGCAUCUUACUUAAAUAAAGAGGACACAUUUUUUUAUUCACUGGUGUAUGACCCCCAACAGAAAACCUUACUGGCAGACAAGGGGGAGAUCCGUGUAGGUGGAAGAUAUCAAGCAGAUGUACAACCACUACUUAAAGAAGGUGAAAGUGAUGGAAGGAAGAUGGAAGACCUUGAAGAACUAGUCUGGAAUCCAGAAACCCAUUUAUCUGACAGACAGAUUGACCAGUUCAUGGUUAUAGCCAGGGCUGUUGGGACCUUUGCUAGAGCACUUGACUGCACAAGUACAGUAAGACAACCAAGUUUACAUAUGAGUGCUGCUGCUGCUUCCAGGGAUGUCACAUUGUUCCAUGCCAUGGAUACCCUCCACAAACACCAGUACAACACAGCCACUGCCAUCUCCAGUCUGGUGCCUCCAGGGGGACCAGUGCUGUGUCGAGACGAGAUGGAAGAGUGGUCUGCCUCAGAGGCCAACUUGUUUGAGGAAGCCUUGGACAAAUAUGGGAAAGACUUCAAUGACAUUCGACAAGAUUUUCUCCCCUGGAAGACUUUGAAGAGUAUUGUGGAAUAUUAUUACAUGUGGAAGACCACAGAUAGAUAUGUGCAACAGAAAAGAAUUAAGGCAGCAGAGGCUGAAAGUAAAUUGAAGCAGGUCUACAUUCCCAACUAUAACAAGCCAAAUCCGGCCCAGUUGCCCAACAAUAAGAAUGGUUCUGCUGCGUCUGCUGCUGCUGGUGCUGCUGCCCCUGGGGCAGGGGGAGAGGGUGUGCUCUCCAGGGCCUGUGAAAGCUGCUACACUGCCCAUUCUUCCCAGUGGUAUGCCUGGGGUCCUGCCCACAUGCAAUGUCGGCUCUGCUCCAGUUGCUGGAUAUACUGGAAGAAGUAUGGUGGGCUUAAAAUGCCUACAAGACUUGAUGGAGAACGCCCAGCACCCAACCAGAGGCAAGAACGCCUGGCUCAGAUGGCUGCUUUGAGGAUGCACAAAUGUACUAUCAGUGGGUGUGGCAAGGAAUUUAAACUUAAAGCCCAUCUGGCCCGCCAUCUUGCCACUGCACAUGGUCUAGCAAUACGAUCAGGAAGUCCACGACCAGUCAUGAAAACACGUGCUGCAUUUUGUCUGGUUACUACACCUCUUACUCGAAUCUCACGCCGUGUGUGUAGGGACAUACUGAAGCCUCGUAGGGCGGCACGCAGUCCAUUCACCCCAAUCAAUAUAGCAGCAAUAAAGCAGGAGUGCCAAGUCAGGUUGCCAGAUGCAGCCAAGAACAUCACCAUCAAGCCCAAGCCACAGAUCACCAUGGAGAAGGUUGGCGCAGGCUUGAGUCUUGAUGUUAGUGGAGAACAUCCUCCAUGGCUGGCACACUCUGAGAAAAAGGCGGAACCAGCCAGGUAUGCCUACCCACGCCCAUCUGCUGAGGAGCUCAACCAAUUCUGGGAGCGCCAACAUGUCCAUGUGGAGGAAGAGGAAGACAUGGAGGGGGAGUCGCCUUCUGCUAAACCAUCUAUCAUGAAGAAAAGAGGUUAUGAUCAAGGUGGACUAGAAGGGCCCCCAGCAAAACGUCCAACCAUGGGAGUCAUCAGACAGUCCAGCAGCAUCAAACAGAGGGGCCCGUACAUGAACGGACGUGGCAAACCAGGGACCAAGGCCACAAGGAAACUGAACUGGGUGGAUGCACCUGAUGAUGUCUUCUUUUUAGCAACAGAUAACACAAGACGCCUUCGCAAGCAACUGAAUGGGACCGAAUUCCGCAAAGCAGCUCGCAAACCUUGGCGCGUUCUUGAAAAUGUAAAAUGGCCAAGCAGCACCAAAGAACAACAGGAACCUAUAGUUAUUCUUGACUAAAAGAUUAUUUGUGUAAGAAACUGAUACGUUUCUCUGGUCUGCACUAAGUGUGGGCUAUAUAACUCAUACAAGAACAAAUGUAUUUGUGUAUUACUUUUUUUCACCAAAGUGCAUGUAAACAGUACCUAGAACGCAGGAUUUGUAGGAAUACAUCAUUUUUUUUGUGUGAAAUAAGUAGUAGAAGCAGAGUAGACCUGAAAAUGUACAAGUUUGUAGCUAUUGAAAAUUGCGCUCAUAUUUAUUGGAAAGUAUUGCAGGGAAGAAAAGUCAUACAGUUUGUGGUCUUUAUUAAUCUGACAUUCACUGUAAAAAAUACAAUCUUUGAUAAUGUCCAUGUGGAUUUUAAACAAGCUUGUAAAUCUUAACAUAUUACAUGAUCAAAAUAGCAUGGAUUUCUAGGAAUAAAGGCUUCAUUUUCAAAA
This is a messenger RNA of Lingula anatina, 2788 nucleotides long. RefSeq names its product metastasis-associated protein MTA3. The record is from RefSeq and is a predicted model, not a curated record. Gene Ontology annotation, cellular component: NuRD complex; nucleoplasm. Gene Ontology annotation, molecular function: transcription coactivator activity; sequence-specific DNA binding; chromatin binding. Gene Ontology annotation, biological process: negative regulation of transcription by RNA polymerase II. Lineage: Eukaryota; Metazoa; Brachiopoda; Lingulata; Lingulida; Lingulidae.